AACCCAAAGGUCAUUAGGCUCCGCUGCUUGUUGUGAUAUGGCCUGCAGAUCAAACAGCGUUCUGUCCAAGCAGACAAACCAACAGGAAGAAGAUGACUCCAUUCUACAGCCUGAUGUCAUGCUUCAAGUGGAUGAAGAGUCAUUUUACGUCAACCGUCGUCACCUUGCACUUCAUAGCCCAUACUUCCGGGCUCUCUUCUUUGGCUGCGGUGUUGAAAGCACGAAAAGGAAAAUAGAGCUUAGAGGACUCCGCUUGCAGUAUUUCAAAGUGUUAAUGCACCAUAGCCAGACUUCCAUUCUCACUCUGGACAGGGAAAAUGUUUUGGGGAUCCUUGAGACUGCGGAUUUCCUCCAGCUGGAGCGAGCCAAGCUGCUGUGCUGCAAAUUCCUUGAACGUGAGCUCCACCUCUGCAAUUGUUUGGGAAUGAUGGCUUAUGCCUGGCAACGAGGCUGUGCUCAACUCUUCAAUGCAGCAAGGCAGGUUGCCCUCACACACUUCUCUGAUGUUGUCUCUGAAGAGGACUUUCUGUCUUUGCCUAAGGAGACCGUGGCACACCUCCUUGCCAGCGAUGACCUGGCCAUCUAUCGAGAAGAUUUAGCACUAGAGGCGGCCCUACGCUGGGUGUCAUUUGAUAAAAAAAGAGAGGAACACUUCCUGGAGCUCAUUGAGCUGGUGAGGCCCGAGUCUCUAUCAUUGACAUUCAUCUCUAAACUUCUGGACACAAUGACAAACAGCUCCGACCCUAGAGCCAAACUCAUCCGCAUGCUGAAUGAACAUUUCCCGAUAUCCUGGUCAAUGGGGAGGUCCCUGAAAAGGACCAAAGAAACUCUUUUUGUAGUAGGAGGACCUCAUGAUCAGGAACAGCAGGCGUCCUAUCAAUUUCAGCCACUCACUGGGAGAUGGCAAAAUUGUGCACCACUGCAGAGGAAGAACCUUACACAAUACUCAGUAGCAGCAGUAGGAGACAGCGUUGUUGUGACAGGUGGCUACUUCCGUGACGUGCUCUGGUUCAGCGUGGACUGGGUCAGAAGAUACGACUGUAGGAACCAGCGGUGGUUGGAUGGCCCUGCUUUGCAGAAGUCCAGGCACAGCCACUGCUCCAUUGCGUUGGAUUCCACUCUGUAUGUCUUGGGGGGCAGCAUGGACGAAGGGCUGGUGGCUGAUGUUGAAAGACUGAUUCUUGAGUCAGACGAGGCUUGGGAAAGCGUCAGCCGCAUGGACCGGGCGGUGGAAAGGGCAGCCGUAGUCACUCUGGGCCAGUGUAUCUAUGUUGCGUGUGGCCUAGAUGAAAAUGGAGAAGCAUUUGGUGGAAUACAACGGUACGACACCAGGAAGAAUCACUGGGAUGUCGUCUCUUAUUCCCCCUUUGCACGAUAUGACCUGGUUGCCACUGAACUCAAUGGCGCCAUCUAUCUGUUCGGAGGGCAAGCGUUGCGUUUUGACGUGGAGACGGAUGAGUGGACUGUUGUGCAGGAGGAAUCGCUGGAGAAAAGGUUCUUCUGCGGCUGCAGCACAGCUAAUGGCCAGAUCUUCCUGUUGUGUGAGAAAAAGUGUAACAAAGCACUCCCCAAUAUAGUUUUGUUUGACCCUUAUGUGGACACUUGUAUCAAAGUGGAGAAUUCCAUACCAUGUCCUGUUCCACUCAGAGGGUGUGUCACAAUUAAAGUGCUAACAUGAAUGUGAGUAUUGAAAGCAAUGAAAUAUCCAUGACAUUUAAAAACAUGAUUGAAGUCUUUGCAGGGAGGUUUCUAGCCACUUUUAAUGAAAAAGAAAUAUGACCAUAGAUUCUAUGGCAUAGAAUGAAUCACGGUUCAGCCCUUUAAGUGCUUCAUAUUGUUGUUUACCACGAUGAUCAAGCACACUUGGGAUCUCUGUUCCAUACUGCUGGUAACCACAAAUUCAUAUUCAUGAUGGUAUUUGAUCAACUAUUUUGCUCUUAAAGAGUCCAGAUGUUUACCUCUGUAGAUGUUCAGUAAUGACCAUUAGUGUACAUACAAUGAUCAGCUGGAUUCACUUCCAGUCACAGUUUGUAAAGUUAAUCGUAG
Molecule: messenger RNA, 2046 nt
Organism: Syngnathus typhle (broad-nosed pipefish)
Lineage: Eukaryota; Metazoa; Chordata; Actinopteri; Syngnathiformes; Syngnathidae
Product: kelch-like protein 23
Exons: 3
Coding region: 38-1678 (546 amino acids)
Molecular function (GO): protein binding
Source: RefSeq, a predicted model, not a curated record